Molecule: messenger RNA, 1604 nt
Organism: Neodiprion virginianus
Lineage: Eukaryota; Metazoa; Arthropoda; Insecta; Hymenoptera; Diprionidae
Product: inositol monophosphatase 1
Exons: 7
Coding region: 190-1008 (272 amino acids)
Biological process (GO): signal transduction; phosphatidylinositol phosphate biosynthetic process; inositol metabolic process
Molecular function (GO): inositol monophosphate 1-phosphatase activity
Source: RefSeq, a predicted model, not a curated record
GAAUAAUUGAGAGGGCGCUAUACGCUGUAUAAGACUCAUAAGACUGACUGCACACUGCACAGCGCAGAUCGGAUUUAUUUCCAUUCACGUAGUUUGAGCGAACAGUAGAGCCGGUAGUUUCCAUUGACAGUACGUGCGUAGGACACGUACAGGUCUGACAAAAAAAGAAGAAAAGUACCGAAUAUAACAAUGGCUGAUUACGACCAAAUUUACGAUCUAGUUCUUAAAUUAGUUAAAGAAGGAGGUGCUCUUAUAAAAGAGACCAUCUCUGGACCGAAAAAUGUUGAAGUCAAGUCUUGCGAUGUUGAUUUAGUAACUGAAACAGACAAACAAGUUGAGAAGUUGUUGAUGGAUGGUAUUUCUUCCAAAUUUCCCGACCACAGAUUCAUUGGCGAAGAAACAACAGCAUCGGGAGUAAAAGUAGAACUGACAGAUUCUCCAACGUGGAUCAUAGAUCCAGUCGAUGGAACAAUGAACUUCGUUCAUGGAUUUCCUCACACAUGUAUCUCAAUUGCACUAGUAGACAAGAAGAUUCCCCAAAUUGGAAUGGUAUACAAUCCAGUCAUGGAGCAACUUUUUACCGCACGGAAAGGAAAAGGAGCAUUUCUAAAUGGCAAACCAAUUCAUGUGUCCGAUGUGAAAGAAAUGAAAAAAGCCAUUCUUAUGUUUGAAAUGGGUACUAGUCGUGAUCCAGCCAAAAUGAAAAUUGUCAUGGAAAAUUUAGCUAUUCUAGCACCUCUCAUUCAUGGAACACGAGCUUUGGGCUCUGCUGCGCUAAACAUGUGCAUGGUAGCCCUUGGUGGUGCUGAUUGUAAUUUUGAAUAUGGAAUUCAUGCUUGGGAUAUCGCAGCUGGUGAUAUUAUUGUCCGAGAGGCUGGAGGUGUUUGCAUCGAUCCGAGUGGAGGGCCAUUCGAUGUGCUGAGCAGACGAGUAUUGUGCGCAUCGACGCAAGAAUUAGCCGAUGAAGUAACUAAAGUAUUAGUACAGUAUUAUCCGGAACGAGAUUAACGACAAACUGAGCGAUCGCUCAGUUAGAUAAUAUUCGUGUCUUUCUCAUAGAUCUGUAAUUUAUUUUCGUCACAAGGUGGUGUAACAUUUCGAUACCAAAUCAAAACUGGUUUUAUGAUAUUUGUUACCACAAAAAUAGCCACAUUACAACAAAUAAAUUCCAAUUGAUAUUCCAAUUCUGAGAUGCAAUUUGCGUCACUUUUUUAUUGCAUUUAGGUACCACACAAGUACCGAUAGUUCACUACUACUGAAAUGUAGUUAGUCCCAGUUUGGUAUCCUAAUUUUUGUAACUUUGACUUAGAAGAAACGAUGUAAUGUCCGAUUCAGAUAGAUUGCAUAAUCCUGUAUAAGUAGAAAAAGAAGUGAAUUACUUCGUACCUGAGAAUGUUUUCCUAGUUGAAACUAGGCAAUUAAAAUGUGCGAGUGCGGUAGUACGAAGGGCAAUACCCUGUUUAAUAUUAGGAAACAAAGAUACCACAUACUUUACCAGAGAUAUAUGUAUUUUAAAUUAUUCUUCCAAUAACUAUCAUUAUACCUCAUAUAAGUAAAAUGUAACUGGUACUUCGAAAUAAAGAUGGAUCAUUGGUAUGAAGCAA